Messenger RNA from Hydractinia symbiolongicarpus, 1350 nucleotides. RefSeq lists its product as uncharacterized. The transcript has 6 exons. The record is from RefSeq and is a predicted model, not a curated record. The coding region runs from base 1 to 1350 and encodes 449 amino acids. Lineage: Eukaryota; Metazoa; Cnidaria; Hydrozoa; Anthoathecata; Hydractiniidae.
AUGGAGGUUGAAAAUAUUGUUUUAAAUUCUGUUAAAGAAAUACAUAGAAGGAAAAAGAAAGCUGACUAUGACAGCAUAGUAACUAACACAAAAGACUUGCAUCCUGAAAUUAUUGAGCAAACGCUAAAAGAUUUAUGUCAACAGAAUAUAUUAAACAAAACGGAGAGAAAUGGUACAGAAAGUUAUUUAUUUGUGAAACAAGUAGAAGAGGAGAAAGAAAAUAGCACAGACGAAUCUUUUUCAGAGGAAAAGAAAGAUGUUGUUGACGAUUUAAUCGAAGAUAAAAAAUUUAUUUCGUAUAAACUGAGCAAGAUCGGGGACAACUCGUCAAAUAUAUUAAUUAAACAACUGAGGAGUGAAAUAGAUUUCCUUAAAGAAGAAAUAAAGGAUUACAAAAAAUUGGUUAGCGAAAUUUUAAACAGUAAUCAACGUGAUCAUUCAGUUGAAACGUGUAAACAUGUGGAACCGAUUAAACAGCAUAAUCAAUGGAACAACGUAAUCAAAGGUCCCUCAAGGUUUUCUACAAAUAAAGUUAAUAGAAAUGAAGAAUUACAUCAUAACAGAUUUAACGACCUAAGAGUUGAAGUUAAUGACGAUUCUAAUCAACAAAGUUGGGGUGAUCAAGAUUGUAAUUUUACGAAGGAGAGUCAAAAUACGCACCACGUAGAUGUUAACAACCAUAUUCGUUCGUCAAAUAUCUUUAAAAAUAAUGUAACACACAGACGAAGACCCAACCCUGUUAUCAAUCCGUUUCCCGAAAGAGAUCAAUUAGCUACGAAUCUUGAGCAUCAAAAUGUACACCAUUCUAAGAAGAUACGGAUAAUGACCGAUAGUAUACCAAAAGGUAUUCGAGUGAAAGAAUUUAAUGAGCAAAUAAAAAAUGGAAAUGUGAGAUUUAAGAUAUUCCCAGGAGCAAGUGUCGAAAACUUAAAUUAUUACGUACAACCAACACUGGAACAAGAAAAACCUGAUAUUGUCGUUAUCCAUGUAGGAAUCAACAAUCUUUUAUCAAGUCAUCUAAAUGCAGCGUCAGAUAACAAAAUUGCCGAACAAAUCCUGGACAUCGGAAAAAAAUGUGUGCAGAAGGAUCCGAUCUACACGGUUAUGGCUACAUCAGACACAACAAUAUCAGAGAAGAACACCUAUGGAAAGAUGGCAUACAUUUACGAGAGAAUGAUCAGCAGGGAUUUCCUACUCAGCAGAAAAGUUGUGUUCAAGCUGGAUGCCUAUGCAUUCUAUUAUGAUAGUACUGGUUGUUGUUCUAGCGGUUAUUGCUCUAGCGGUUAUUGCUUUUACUGCAAUCUGUUGUGUUUAUACACUCAAAAAUGGUGUUCAAAAAAUCACGACUAA